GGAUCGGGAAGCCACUCGAAAAUCGUUUCCGCCGCCAUUGCGGAUUUUGGACAAGAGAUCAGCCGUAGUCACAUCCGCUAUCCAUUGAUGCAGUGCGGAGAGUGCAGAGAAAAACCUGACACAUUGAGCAUCCCUACAGGCACGACGUUUGGGUGGCACUUUUAAGCUGUGCAUUUUUUUUCGUCUUUUUGUCUCCACGGAGUCGUUCCGACCUACACGUAGCGCAAGGAGGUCGUAAGCUAGCGCGGUGCUGCUGCUCUGCUAGCUAGCACGGCGGCCAACAUUUCGGCACUCUGGAGAACACGGAGGGAAACACCAUGUCGCAAAUCCUGCCUAUCCGCUUCCAGGAGCACCUACAGCUCCAGAACCUGGGCAUCAACCCAGCCAACAUUGGGUUCAGCACUCUUACCAUGGAGUCAGAUAAGUUCAUCUGCAUAAGAGAGAAGGUGGGUGAGCAGGCACAGGUUGUCAUUAUUGACAUGGCCGAUCCCAACAACCCCAUCCGUAGGCCCAUCUCUGCAGACAGCGCCAUCAUGAACCCUGCCAGCAAAGUUAUUGCCCUUAAAGCGGCCAAGACCCUACAGAUCUUCAACAUUGAAAUGAAGAGCAAGAUGAAGGCUCACACAAUGACGGAUGACGUGACCUUCUGGAAGUGGAUCUCCCUAAACACUGUCGCCCUGGUCACAGACAACGCGGUCUACCAUUGGAGCAUGGAGGGCGACUCUCAGCCAAUCAAAGUCUUUGACCGCCACUCCAGCCUGGCGGGCUGCCAAAUCAUCAACUAUCGCACUGAUGCUAAACAGAAAUGGCUACUGUUGAUCGGCAUUUCAGCACAGCAAAACCGCGUUGUUGGAGCGAUGCAGUUGUACUCCGUGGACAGGAAGGUUUCUCAGCCCAUUGAAGGUCAUGCAGCAGGCUUUGCACAAUUCAAGAUGGAGGACAACACAGAGGAGUCAACUCUGUUCUGCUUUGCUGUGCGAGGACAGGCAGGCGGCAAACUCCAUAUAAUUGAAGUCGGCACUCCACCAGCUGGGAACCAGCCAUUUCCAAAGAAGGCUGUAGAUGUAUUUUUCCCUCCGGAAGCCCAGAAUGACUUCCCUGUUGCAAUGCAGAUAAGCUCCAAGCAAGAUGUAGUCUUUCUCAUCACCAAAUAUGGCUACAUCCACCUGUACGACUUGGAAACUGGCACCUGCAUCUACAUGAACAGGAUCAGUGGGGAGACCAUUUUUGUCACUGCCCCACAUGAGCCAACUGCCGGUAUCAUUGGGGUCAACAGGAAAGGACAGGUUUUAUCAGUGUGUGUGGAGGAGGAGAACAUUAUUUCCUACAUCACCAAUGUGCUCCAGAACCCCGACCUGGCUCUCCGCAUGGCAGUCCGCAAUAACCUUGCCGGUGCUGAGGAGCUGUUCGCCCGCAAGUUUAACACUCUCUUUGCUGCAGGGAAUUAUUCAGAUGCUGCCAAAGUGGCAGCCAAUGCACCCAAGGGUAUACUAAGAACACCAGACACCAUCCGCAGGUUCCAGAGUGUUCCUGCUCAACCAGGCCAGCGGUCACCAUUGCUUCAGUACUUUGGUAUCUUACUGGAUCAAGGCCAGCUUAAUAAAUUUGAAUCUCUCGAGCUGUGUAGGCCAGUCCUCCAGCAGGGCCGCAAACAGCUGCUGGAGAAAUGGCUAAAAGAAGACAAGCUGGAGUGCUCAGAGGAGCUUGGAGACCUGGUGAAGUCGGUGGAUCCCACUCUCGCUCUCAGUGUUUACCUCAGAGCAAACGUCCCCAACAAAGUCAUCCAGUGCUUUGCUGAGACUGGCCAGUUCCAGAAGAUAGUACUGUAUGCCAAAAAGGUGGGGUACACUCCAGACUGGAUUUUCCUGUUGAGGAAUGUAAUGCGGAUCAGUCCUGAACAAGGACUUCAGUUCUCCCAGAUGCUGGUGCAGGAUGAAGAGCCUCUUGCUGACAUUACACAGAUUGUAGAUGUUUUCAUGGAGUACAACCUAAUACAGCAAUGCACAUCAUUUCUACUUGAUGCCCUGAAGAACAACAGGCCCAUGGAAGGACCACUGCAGACACGUCUGCUGGAAAUGAAUUUGGUCCAUGCACCGCAGGUUGCAGAUGCCAUUCUGGGUAACCAGAUGUUCACUCAUUAUGACCGUGCCCAUGUGGCACAGCUGUGUGAGAAGGCUGGUCUCCUGCAGAGGGCGCUAGAGCAUUAUACUGAUCUGUAUGACAUCAAGCGGGCUGUGGUGCACACACACCUCCUCAAUCCAGAGUGGUUAGUCAAUUUCUUUGGCUCUCUAUCAGUGGAGGACUCUUUGGAGUGUCUUCGGGCCAUGCUGUCUGCUAACAUCCGCCAGAACCUGCAGAUUUGCGUUCAGGUUGCCUCCAAGUACCAUGAGCAACUCAGCACUCAGAGCCUCACUGAACUUUUUGAGUCAUUCAAGAGCUUUGAAGGGUUGUUUUACUUCUUGGGUUCCAUUGUCAACUUCAGCCAGGACCCAGAGGUUCACUUCAAAUACAUUCAGGCUGCCUGUAAGACGGGCCAAAUCAAAGAGGUGGAAAGAAUCUGCAGAGAGAGUAACUGCUAUGACCCUGAGCGUGUGAAGAACUUCCUCAAGGAAGCUAAAUUGACCGAUCAACUACCAUUGAUCAUUGUGUGUGACCGCUUUGAUUUUGUCCACGAUUUGGUCCUGUACUUGUAUCGCAACAGUCUGCAAAAAUACAUUGAGAUCUAUGUGCAGAAGGUAAACCCAAGUCGUCUCCCGGUGGUCAUUGGAGGUUUGUUGGAUGUUGAUUGUGCAGAGGAUGUGAUCAAAAACCUGAUCAUGGUGGUGAGAGGACAGUUUUCCACAGAUGAACUAGUUGCUGAAGUGGAGAAGAGAAACCGACUGAAGCUUCUACUCCCUUGGUUGGAGGCUCGUAUUCAUGAAGGUUGUGAGGAGCCUGCUACCCACAAUGCCCUGGCCAAGAUUUACAUAGACAGCAACAACAACCCUGAGCGCUUCCUGAGGGAGAACCCCUUUUAUGACAGUCGUGUAGUGGGCAAAUACUGUGAGAAGAGAGACCCCCAUCUGGCCUGUGUGGCCUAUGAAAGAGGACAAUGUGACCAGGAACUCAUUCAUGUGUGUAAUGAGAACUCCCUGUUCAAGAGUCUGUCACGCUACCUUGUGCGUCGCAAGAACCCUGAGCUGUGGGCAAGUGUGUUGCUGGAGACCAACAACUACAGAAGACCACUCAUUGAUCAGGUUGUCCAGACUGCCCUGACGGAGACCCAGGAUCCAGAGGAAGUGUCUGUCUCAGUCAAGGCUUUUAUGACUGCUGACCUUCCCAAUGAGCUCAUUGAGCUUCUGGAGAAGAUUGUCCUGGAUAACUCUGUCUUUAGCGAGCACAGAAACCUCCAGAAUCUGCUCAUCCUGACAGCGAUCAAAGCUGAUCGAACUCGGGUCAUGGAGUACAUUAACCGUCUGGACAACUAUGAUGCUCCAGAUAUUGCAAACAUUGCCAUAAGCAAUGAGCUGUUUGAGGAGGCCUUUGCUAUUUUCAGGAAAUUUGAUGUCAACACAUCUGCUGUGCAGGUUCUGAUUGAGCACAUUGGUAACUUGGACCGAGCCUAUGAGUUUGCUGAGCGCUGCAAUGAGCCUCCAGUGUGGAGUCAGUUGGCAAAGGCCCAGCUCCAAAAGGCCCUGGUCAAAGAAGCUAUUGACUCCUACAUCAAGGCUGAUGACCCUUCUGCUUACAUGGAGGUGGGACAAGCUGCAGCUCAGAGCGGAAACUGGGAGGACCUUGUAAAGUUUCUGCAGAUGGCCCGAAAGAAGGCCCGCGAGUCCUAUGUUGAAACCGAGUUAAUCUUUGCUCUGGCAAAGACCAACCGCCUUGCCGAAUUGGAAGAGUUCAUCAAUGGACCUAAUAAUGCCCAUAUCCAGCAAGUGGGGGACCGUUGCUAUGACGACAAGAUGUAUGAGGCAGCCAAACUGCUUUACAACAACGUGUCUAAUUUCGGUCGCCUGGCUUCCACUCUGGUGCACCUGGGAGAGUACCAGGCAGCUGUGGAUGGAGCUCGUAAAGCCAACAGCACACGUACCUGGAAGGAGGUGUGUUUUGCAUGUGUCGAUGGGAAAGAGUUCAGGCUUGCUCAAAUGUGCGGCCUGCAUAUUGUUGUACAUGCUGAUGAACUGGAGGAACUCAUAAACUACUACCAGGACCGUGGCUACUUUGAGGAGCUGAUCACCAUGCUGGAGGCUGCUUUGGGACUCGAGCGGGCUCACAUGGGAAUGUUCACAGAGCUGGCUAUUCUCUACUCCAAAUUCAAACCCCAGAAGAUGAGGGAGCACUUGGAGCUCUUCUGGUCCCGUGUAAACAUUCCAAAGGUUCUCAGAGCAGCUGAGCAGGCCCACCUCUGGGCAGAGCUGGUGUUCCUCUAUGAUAAGUAUGAGGAAUAUGACAAUGCCAUCAUCACCAUGAUGAACCAUCCUUCUGACGCCUGGAAGGAGGGCCAAUUCAAAGACAUUGUCACCAAGGUGGCCAAUGUAGAGCUGUACUACAAAGCUAUCCACUUUUAUCUGGAGUUCAAGCCGUUAUUAUUAAAUGACCUGCUCAUUGUUCUCUCUCCAAGACUGGACCACACACGUGCUGUCAAUUUUUUCAGCAAGGUGAAGCAGGUACCUCUGGUUAAACCAUAUUUGAGGUCUGUCCAGAAUCAUAACAACAAGUCAGUCAAUGAAUCUCUCAACACCCUAUUCAUCAUCGAGGAAGACUAUGCGUCACUGCGCACUUCUAUUGAUGCUUACGACAACUUUGACAACAUCUCGCUGGCCCAAGGCCUAGAGAAGCAUGAGUUGAUCGAGUUCAGGAGGAUCGCAGCAUACCUUUUCAAGGGCAACAACCGCUGGAAACAGAGUGUUGAGCUUUGCAAGAAAGACAAGCUCUACAAGGAUGCCAUGCAGUAUGCAUCCGAGUCCAAAGACAUUGAACUGGCUGAGGAACUUCUUGCUUGGUUCCUGGAGGAGGACAAGAAGGAGUGUUUCGCCGCCUGCUUAUUCACUUGCUAUGAUCUGUUGCGGCCCGACGUAGUGCUGGAGACUGCUUGGAGGCACAACAUCAUGGACUUCUCCAUGCCAUACUUCAUCCAGGUCAUGAGGGAGUACCUCAGUAAGGUUGAUGCGAUAAAGGAAAAGGUGGACAAGCUCGAAGCCUCCGAGUCCCUGAGGAAACAGGAGGAGCAGGCCACAGAAUCUCAACCAAUUGUUUAUGGCACACCACAACUCAUGCUCACUUCAGGCACCAAUGUUGCCGUGCCCCCUCAGCAGGCUUACGGCUACGGGUACACAGCAGCACCGGGCUACGGGCAGCCGCCACAGGCCAACUUUGGUUACGGCAUGUGAACACCCCCUCCCACCACCACCUUUGCCACCCACUUCUUCACAUCUCCCUCCACCUGUCCCUCUCUUUGUGUUCUUUUCCAGCCUCCCAUGGUCUUCUACCCUCAACAGAGGCCACAAGCUAGCAACAGCCCACUCUUAUUUUUUAUUUAUACUAUUAAUAUUGUUACAACAAUGUUGUCCUGUUAGAAGAAAAACACGAUUUACAUGCAAUGAAGGACUUUUAUUUGUAUUGUUUGAACUGAAAUUGGACUGCAUUUAUGUUCCCCACAUUCCAUAUUUAUGACUCCUUGUUUAGAAAUGUGUUUUUUUUGUAUGUUUCUGUGCUAUGUUUUUUUUUUUCGUUUUUUUGUUUGUUUGUUUGUUUGUUAAAUAUAUGAUUUGUUGGAAGUGGACUUGCUAAAGCUGAGCAAACUUUGAAGUAGGUGGAGGAGCAUUGGAUAUUGCACUCGUGAAGAAAUUCCUGUGGAGACAAGCUCUUACGUUUUGAUGUAUGGAACCUGUGACCAGCUUAACUGUGUCUCGUUUUGUCUGUACAAUGCAUUACAUCAUUGUAUAUUUUGAAGAGAGAGGGAAAAAAGGUUACAUAGAGUAUUUGAACAUACAAUAUAUCGCCAUUCAGAUGGCUACCCCUAGCGACACUAAGUACAGUCAUGAUAGUAUAUUCUGCACAGGUGUGUAGCUUUAUGGAGUUUUAAAUUAAAUCAGAUGUAUGUCACUUUAUGAUUGAGACUGUGUGUGUGGAUGUGAGAGAGAGCGAGAGAGACCUGAUGGUGGUCUAAAUACUAAUUUUAACCCCUCUCUAACCCUGUACGGGUGGUCCCUGCUAGAUGUUAGCUCUUCUCUGUGUGUUUAGGUGACCUCUUGUGUCGUGUAAAGUGCUUGUGUGAGACUAUCUGUGUAUGUGCAAGGGCGGGACCACGCGUGUAUGCGUUUACGCUGAGCCCUCUCUGCUGAGGCCUGUUUAUGCCAGGUGUUGUGACGUUUCCCUCGGGUCACCAUGACAUUUUAUUUUUGAUUUAUUUUUAGCGUGUACAGAUGUGAAGAUGAUUUUAAACUGUAGAUGGUGAGACAAUGCUACAACACACACACACACAAAUCUGUCCUCCACAGCUCUCAUCCUCUAAAAACAAACGACCUUUCUUUUGAUGUCCAAACGACAGCUCGAGGAAACCCACAACAUGUAGAUUGCAUGUGUAGAUGGUUAAGAAAAUAUGUCUCGGUACAUCCAGGAUGGUGUCAAAAAAGAGCCUGUAUUUACCUUGAUGUACUGUACUUCCUUACAUCCUUCAAGCAGUGUGUGUGUAAAGUGUCACUCUCCAUAAAGUCAAUUCCUUUUUGUUGUCAUACAUAUGAAUAAACAAAGGGGCUCUGUCAUUGAAAAAGUAGAAGAAUAUGACCUCACUGAAAGGGAAGUGCUAGCCUAAAUAAAAAGUAAAAAAUUGUAAA
Molecule: messenger RNA, 6818 nt
Organism: Phyllopteryx taeniolatus (common seadragon)
Lineage: Eukaryota; Metazoa; Chordata; Actinopteri; Syngnathiformes; Syngnathidae
Product: clathrin heavy chain 1-like
Exons: 33
Coding region: 318-5372 (1684 amino acids)
Biological process (GO): intracellular protein transport; receptor-mediated endocytosis; mitotic cell cycle
Cellular component (GO): clathrin-coated endocytic vesicle; clathrin coat of coated pit; spindle
Molecular function (GO): structural molecule activity; clathrin light chain binding
Source: RefSeq, a predicted model, not a curated record